CACUGUUGCGGGGGUAGUGAGAACAGAACAUUAAUUUUGGCGCUCUCUCAAUAUCGCCUGAAAACAUUGCACUUUGGUUUUGCUCUUAAAUCCGACCAAUUAUUUUUGAUUCUAUAUUCUAAAAAAUUAAAAGUCGUUUCUAAGCCACACAUUAGCAUUCGAUAAUGAAUAAUCAGUAAGAGGGAAUAUGAAUGAUUCUUCGGACUCGGAGUACGAGGACACAGAGUACUUGGUAUUUGCUGAUUUCAAGAACCAUAUCCAUCCACACCAGCUGAAGCACGAGGACGCGGCCAUUAAGGUAAUUGGGAUCGAAAGUGACACGCCUAUGGCGGAGGUAAAUGGAAGCAUCUACCGGGGACACUACGAACAUUCCGUGGGGACAAACGUGUUCUUCGAGAAGGAUAAGGACAAUCUAGCCAGCGAUCCGCUCUUCGAGUCCGUGUGCCGCCAACGUUACCAGUACGUAGAUAAGUCCUCCAAGGUAAUAUCAUUCGAGAGAGUCUACGUCGACAAUUUGCACCAGGAGGCCGAGAAAUCAGUUAAAGACGAAGAGAACGAGCGAGGCGAGGCCAAGCCGGAGUCUUUAAAGUUGAAUAUUACUUAUAAGGAAGCGAUUAACAAGUUUGGAGAGGACAAUUAA
Drosophila eugracilis is the source of this 640-nucleotide messenger RNA. RefSeq lists its product as uncharacterized. The record is from RefSeq and is a predicted model, not a curated record. Gene Ontology annotation, biological process: transcription by RNA polymerase III. NCBI's taxonomy places the organism in Eukaryota, Metazoa, Arthropoda, Insecta, Diptera, Drosophilidae. The coding region runs from base 188 to 640 and encodes 150 amino acids. The transcript has a single exon. Gene Ontology annotation, cellular component: transcription factor TFIIIC complex.